AUGGGGCUGUCUGUCAUCCACGAACAGGGCGAAGCAAUCGAGCGCAUCGAGGACCGGCGUGAGCGAAACCCCGACAUGGAUGCCAUCUAUAUACUCUCUCCCGAACCGCACAUUGUCGACUGCCUCCUCGCCGACUUCGAGGCCCGCCGUUACCGCUCCGCCUACCUGGUCUGGACCACCCUGAUCAAGGCCGAUCUGCGCCGCAAGAUUGAUGACUUCCCUGGCGUGCGCAGCUUUCGCGCCAGCACAAAGACGCUCUUCAUCGACUUUUACCCGCGGGAAUCUCACGUUGUCACCUUUCGCGACCCGUGGAGCUUCCCGUCUCUGUAUCACCGCGAAUGCGACUCGCUCGUCGCCGCUCAUCUGAAGACGAUGGCACAGAAGAUUGCCGGUGUCUGCAUAACACUGGGCGAGUACCCCAAAGUCCGGUACUACAAGCCCAGGGAUCCCACGUGGGACGCCGCCGUGCUGUGCACGCACCUGGCCAACUUUGUGCAGCAGGAGCUCGACAUGUACGCCCAGUGGAACGCCGACUUCCCACCAGCCACGACCCGGCCGCAGGCGACGCUGGUCAUUACCGACCGCUCCAUGGACCCGGUGGCCCCUCUGGUCCACGAGUUCACCUACCAGGCGAUGGCGCACGACCUGCUGCCCAUCAAGGAGGGUGACAAGAUCACAUACACGACCGUCAUCAACAAGGGGACCGAUGACGAGGAGGAGAAGAACAUGGAGCUCAGCGACCGGGACAAGCUCUGGGUCGAUAACCGACACCAGCACAUGAAGGACAUGGUGACGAAGCUGCAGGACGAUAUUCGCAAGUUCAUCCAGCAGAACCCACACUUUGCCAACGAGGACACCGAGACGACCAACCUCAACACGAUCCGUGACAUGCUCUCGGGCUUACCGCAGUUCCAGGAGAUGAGGGACGCCUACUCUCUGCACCUGUCCAUGGCCCAAGAGUGCACCACCAUCUUUAGCCAGCAUAAUCUGCCGGAUAUUGCCAUGUCGGAGCAGACCAUGGCCACGGGUCUCGAUGAAGACAACAGGAAGCCGAAGAACGUUUUGGACGAAGUGGUGCGGCUCCUCGAUGAGCCGACGACGACUCCCCCAGACAGGCUGCGUCUCAUCAUCCUAUUCGCCCUGUACCGCGAGGGCGUCAUCAUGGAAGAUGUCAAGCGACUGCUCGCGCACGCCGGGCUGCCGCAGCAGGACGGCGACGCUCUGCAAGGGCUGGAGAUGCUGGGCGCGCGGGCGAUACGGCAGAAUGUCAAGGACGUCAAGCAGCCGCGGCACGUUCUCUUCCCCAAGGACCCCAAGGCGGUGCAGCCAGACGAGGAGGUCAACAGCCUGUCGCGGUUCGACCCGACGCUGAAACCCCUCCUCGACACCCUGACGCGCGGCAGUCUUGACCAGACGGACUUCCCGUACGUCAAGCCGCCUCUGGACCCCAACGAGGAUCUCCUCCUAGCCCAGGGCGGCUCUCUCCGAGCAGGACGGCCCAACUGGGCGGCGGCCGGGCGGCGCGCACCCGAGAACCGGCACCGCAUCUUUGUCUUCAUGGCGGGCGGCGCGACGCACAGCGAGUCCCGGACGUGCUACGAGGUGGGCGCAGAGCGCAACCGCGACAUCGUCCUGAUCACGUCGCACAUGAUCACGCCCCAGCUCUACGUGCGGCAGCUGAGCGACCUGUGCCGGUCCCGCCGGCAGCUGGACCUACCAGUGGAUCGACCGCGCCAGCGCGCUCCGGCGCACCUCUUCGAACGACCGAAACCGCCGCCGCAGCAGCUCCCGUCGGGACCCGGACCGGGACAAGGACCCAGGCCAGGCCAACCGAUGGGCGGAGCAGGCCUACCCUCCCAACCGCAGCAGCGCAUGGGCGGUCCGAGCCCCCACCAGCGCCCUCCACCCUCGCGCGGCGGCAGCAGCCAAGCGGCACCCUCGUCAGGCAGAAUGGCCCCCCCUCCGACGCAGCAGAUGGGCAACAUGAGCCUCGGUAGCAACGGCGGGGGACACCCGUCUCAUCCGUCGCACCAGCAGCAGCCGAGCACUGCCAGCAGCCAGAACUCGCGGACGGACGAGGGCAAGCUGCACAAGGAGAAGAAGAGACGCAACUUUCUCGGCAUGAAGAAGUAG
Molecule: messenger RNA, 2133 nt
Organism: Geosmithia morbida
Lineage: Eukaryota; Fungi; Ascomycota; Sordariomycetes; Hypocreales; Bionectriaceae
Product: syntaxin-binding protein 1
Exons: 3
Coding region: 1-2133 (710 amino acids)
Biological process (GO): vesicle-mediated transport; intracellular protein transport
Cellular component (GO): plasma membrane; secretory granule
Molecular function (GO): syntaxin binding
Source: RefSeq, a predicted model, not a curated record